This is a messenger RNA of Equus quagga, 1341 nucleotides long. RefSeq names its product doublesex and mab-3 related transcription factor 1 (gene DMRT1). The record is from RefSeq and is a predicted model, not a curated record. Lineage: Eukaryota; Metazoa; Chordata; Mammalia; Perissodactyla; Equidae. Gene Ontology annotation, molecular function: RNA polymerase II cis-regulatory region sequence-specific DNA binding; DNA-binding transcription factor activity, RNA polymerase II-specific. The coding region runs from base 1 to 1341 and encodes 446 amino acids. The transcript is spliced from 7 exons. Gene Ontology annotation, biological process: sex differentiation; regulation of transcription by RNA polymerase II. Gene Ontology annotation, cellular component: nucleus.
AUGCCCAACGACGACGCAUUCAGCAAGCCCUCGGCACCGUCGGAGGCCCCGCACGCCCCCGGGGCACCACCGCAGGGCAAGGCCGGGGGCUUUGGCAAAGCGGCAGGAGGGCUCCUGGGCUCUGCGGGCGCCGGGGGCAGCGGCGGCGGCUCGGGGGCGUCGGGCAUGGGCGCUGGGAGCAAGAAGUCCCCACGGCUGCCCAAGUGCGCGCGAUGCAGGAACCACGGCUAUGCGUCGCCGCUCAAGGGCCACAAGCGCUUCUGCAUGUGGCGGGACUGCCAGUGUAAGAAGUGCAACUUGAUCGCCGAGAGACAGCGCGUGAUGGCCGCGCAGGUGGCCCUGAGAAGGCAGCAGGCUCAGGAGGAGGAAUUGGGGAUCAGCCACCCCAUCCCGCUGCCCAGCGCGGCUGAGCUGCUUGUCAAGAGAGAGAACAGCGGCAGCAACCCGUGCCUGAUGACUGAGAGCAGCAGCUCCUCGCAGCCCCCGCCGGCCAGCACCCCCACCACCGCAGCGUCAGGGCCAGAGGCACGCAUGGUCAUCCAGGAUAUUCCUGCUGUCACCAGCAGAGGGCACGUGGAGAACACACCUGACGUGGUUUCGGACCCCACCUACUACAGCGGCUUCUACCAGCCGUCUCUGUUCCCUUACUACAACAAUCUGUACAACUACCCGCAGUACUCUGUGGCCUUGGCUGCCGACGCCUCUUCUGGGGAUGUGGGAAGCCCCCUCGGGGGAUCCCCCAUGAAGAACAGCCUUCGGAGCCUCCCAGCACCGUAUGUGCCUGGUCAGACAGGAAACCAGUGGCAGAUGAAAAACUCCGAGAACCGUCACGCAAUGAGUUCCCAGUACAGGAUGCAUUCUUACUACCCGCCUCCCUCCUACCUGGGCCAGAGCGUGUCCCAGAUCUUCACUUUUGAGGAGGGCCCCUCUUACGCGGAAGCCAAAGCAACUGUGUUCUCGCCACCCAGCAGUCAAGAUUCUGGCUUGGUUUCCCUCUCCAGCAGCUCUCCUAUUAGUAACGAGAGCACAAAGGGAGUGCUCGAAUGUGAGUCCGCCUCGGAGCCCAGCAGCUUCACGGUCACUCCCGUCAUCGAGGAGGACGCAUACAAUCAGUCAGAUAAUGACUUAAUUGGAUUUUACAGAAGAUUGAGUUUUAUUGCCCAGUGCUUUACGAGUUUAGUUAAGGAAGAUCAUUUUAUCACACUUGUCAGGCUGCUGCUACUGCAGCCGUGUGCCCUUCGGGGCGGCUGUAGCUGUAGCUAUUGUGACGGCGACGCCGGGAGGCUACCGGGCGCGCAGGACAGUGACCCGGCCGCGGAAUCGCCACCUCCAAGGCGUUAA